This is a messenger RNA of Coccinella septempunctata (seven-spotted ladybird), 3117 nucleotides long. RefSeq lists its product as uncharacterized. Lineage: Eukaryota; Metazoa; Arthropoda; Insecta; Coleoptera; Coccinellidae. The transcript has 11 exons. The record is from RefSeq and is a predicted model, not a curated record. The coding region runs from base 540 to 2759 and encodes 739 amino acids. Gene Ontology annotation, molecular function: zinc ion binding.
UAAUUUCUCCCUGAUGCGAACCAAUCAGGAAACAGCACAUGUCAUGCGACAACGAUAGAGAGAGAGGGAGAGUGGGAGUUGUCUCUGUCUCUGUCGUAUUCUUCAACUUGAAGAAUUUGUAACGGUCUUUCCACUCUUUCCGCCAUUCAAUUCUGAAUUGUUCUGAUAGUUGCUUACUUGCCCAAACAUUUGUGCUCUGAAAGCUGCUACUGAAUAUUUUGAGAAUAUAUUUGGAAUAUCUUCAAGCAAUUUUCAUUGCUCUAAUUUAUAUCUAUUAUAUUUCAGGAGUUUCUUCAAAUUAAAGCAAUUUUUAUUGCUCUAAUUCAUAUCUAUUGUAUUUCAGGAGUUUCUUCAAAUUAAAGCAAUUUUUAUUGCUCUAAUUCAUAUCUAUUGUAUUUCAGGAGUUUCUUCAAAUUAAAGCAAUUUUUAUUGCUCUAAUUCAUAUCUAUUGUAUUUCAGGAGUUUCUUCAAAUUAAAGCAAUUUUCAUUGCUUCAAUUUUUAACUUGUAGUUUAGCUUUCAGGAAAUAGAUUCUUGAACAUGGAUGGGGAAAACGAUAAACUGAUUUGUCAAAUCUGUAAAAAGAAAUACUCUAGUGUUUCGGCGAAAUAUCGCCAUUUGCGAGAUGUUCAUAAUGAACAACCUAUUGCAAAACAGACAGUGCAUAUAAAAUGCCCCAUUUGCCCUCAAGAAGAAAAAGUAGCUCUUGAGUCUCAUGAUAUGCUGAUUAAUCACUUACAGCAGAUUCAUUCUCUAAGUAUCAAGACAUCACUUUUUACUUUUAAGAAUGAAGAAGAAUUUGAGACUUGGAGAGCACUUGAUAACAGAAAUGUGGAUUACGUAAAACGAAGAGAUCGUAAAAUCAGCGAUGGACAGGUGGUAUAUUAUGAAUGCAAUCGUAGUAAUUUUUCAGGAUAUACUAGCCAAUGUAGCAAACGCAGCAUGAAAACUGGGGGAAGUAUCAAAAUCUCUGGUUUCUGCCCUUCUAGAAUUCGUGUGAAGAUAUGUAAUACAGGGGUGGAUGUUAAAUUUGUUGAAACACAUGUUGGUCAUGACGAUCUACUGCGAUCUAAACAUUUGACAAAGGACCAGCAGGAAAUGAUUGCUAGUAAAUUGGCAGCUGGAGUCACAAAAGAAAGAAUUUUGGAAGAUGCAAGAACUAUAACCGGCAAUAAGCUAGAAAGAAUUAAUGUGCUUAAAAGGGCAGAUCUUGCUUAUAUUAUAAGAAAAUUCAACAUAGAGAAGAGGAGACAUGAUGAUGACAUGGUUGCCACCACUUUGAAAGUGAAAGAGUGGAACAGUCAAGGAAAAAAUUAUGUUUUUUUGUUCAAGCAAAUUGGAGAAACCUACCCAGGAUUGAAGGCAGAAGACUUUGCUCUAGGAUUCAUGAACGAUGAUAUGGAGAGAAAGCUCAAACAAUUCAAAAGGAUAAUAUGCAUCGAUGGAACCCAUGGCACAAACUCAAGACAUUAUGAUCUGACUAUAGUUUUAGUCAAAGAUGAGAAUAAAAUCGGUUUCCCGGUGGCUUUCUUAUUAUCGAAUAGACUGGAUCAAACCAUCCAAAAUAUUUUUUUUGAUGCUUUGAAAUCUAAGAUUGGAGAGCCAGUGGACGCAGAAUAUAUUAUGACCGAUGAUGAUAUAAAAUAUUAUAAUGCAUGGUGUCAGGCAAUGGUAACAGAAAGAAAGCCAAGAAGGCUCCUCUGUACUUGGCAUGUUAUUAAGAAUUGGAAUAUACAGGGGAGAAACAAGUUGAAGAAUGUGGACAACAAAAAAGAGAUGAAAAAUAGAAUGCGAAAAAUUUUGAAGGAGACUGAUGUAUCAACAUUCCACAAGAUGAAAGACGAAUAUUUCAAGCAUUUGGAAGAAGGACAGGAAAAUGAGUUUUUGAAAUAUUUAAAGAAUUAUUAUUUCCAAAGUGAAGAAAGAAUCAUGAUGUGGGCUCACUGCCACAGAGUAAAUGUUGGGAUUAAUACCAACAUGGCUAUAGAAAGCCUGAAUAAAGUAUUGAAGUACAAUAAAAUGAGGGGAAAUCAGAAUUUACGGGUAGAGAAAUUACUGGACACUUUGGAGGAAUUGGUAAAUGAAAAGAUGUGGAAAAACAUUAUUGACACAGAAAGACCUUCUGCCAAUCAAUACCAGGCCAGAGUUAACCGAGAAGCUCAUUCGAAAGCAGAAAAUGGACUGACCGAUAAAGUAGUAUGCUUAGAAACUGGUGAGUUUAGAGUACCAUCGGAAUCCGUGAGUAAUAAAUUUUAUAUUGUGUCAUAUAAUGAGUUGUGUGAUAAGGAUUGCACAUCUCUAUAUUGCAUUAAGUGCAAAAUAUGCAUCCAUAGGUUUAGAUGUCAAUGUGCAGAGUUUACUAUAAAAGCUGCCAUGUGUAAACAUAUACAUGCAGUUGCUCUGGUCGCAGAGAGAAGCGAUUCUGUUUUAGGUGUGAGAACUGUAAAUGAUGAUGAUGAGGACAACAACUUAUAUAUAUGUCAACCAUCAACAAGUAGGGCUGCUUAUGAAAUGGAUGUCCAGAGUGUCGUAGGUGGAUCCAGUCAAAUUACAAAUGAUCCAAUAGAUUCUACUACAAAAGAUAUUGUAUUAGAACAAGCUAGAAUGCAGCUUGGUUUAUUGGAUGUGGGUACCCUUCGUAACAUUGCAAAAAUUAUUAGAGACGCUUAUAACUUGCAAUGCAAUAAUGCUUCUACCAGCAGAAAAAGAAAAAUAGAGAAACAGUUGUAUUUCCCAAAUCUAAAUGAGAUAAUUAAAUAAUGUUAGAAGAGGAAAAUUGGAAUUGAAAGAGUCCUUAUGUAUUUUUCUAUUGCAACAUGUUGGUAUAAGGAUGGUUUUAAGGCCAUACUUGAAAGAGCUUUCUAUUUCAGACUUUGAAUUUCAACCACCUCGGAGAAGACUCUAAUUUCCCUUUAUGGAAGAAUCAAGAUAAGAUGUCCUUCAGUAUUGAAUAUCUCCUGUUAAUUUCGUUUGGUUUUUUUUUGUAAACACGGGGAGGCAGGGUUUUUUCUUCUGAGGUUUUUCCCUGAGCUCUUGUAUCAUACGCAGAAUUGUAUGGUUCCCCGUUGCACUAACCUCAGCUAAAUAUUAACAUGAAUAAAGAAGCAUGUUAAUCAAA